Cydia strobilella is the source of this 1971-nucleotide messenger RNA. RefSeq names its product SH2B adapter protein 1 (gene Lnk). Lineage: Eukaryota; Metazoa; Arthropoda; Insecta; Lepidoptera; Tortricidae. The transcript is spliced from 5 exons. Gene Ontology annotation, biological process: intracellular signal transduction. The record is from RefSeq and is a predicted model, not a curated record. Gene Ontology annotation, molecular function: transmembrane receptor protein tyrosine kinase adaptor activity. Gene Ontology annotation, cellular component: plasma membrane. The coding region runs from base 171 to 1589 and encodes 472 amino acids.
UGCGAGAAAACUUGUGAGGAAGCAUUCAGAAUGAGUAUUUUGAUUGCGAAAUUGUCAUUUAAAUAGAUAAGAAACCGUGAUUCAGUGAAUUGUUUCAGUGGUGUUAUUGUAUACAGAUUAAUAAAAGGGAAAACAAAAUCCAAGUGGAGCUGUUAAAGAGAUUGCUAGCCAUGGCGGGCCCGUCCGACGGGGAUCCCGACGGAUGGGUCGAGUUCUGUGAGCGUCAGGCCAAAGCUGCCGCUCCGGAGUUCGCCAAGGCUACGUAUUGGAAAUACGUCCAGAGUAGUGCCACAGACCCCAUCUCCCGACCCAGCAUAUCCCACAAAGAUCUUCUAAAGAAAUUUGUUGACAGUUUUUCCGACCAGUUCGAGAUAGAAAUUGGUAAACUAAAAGCGCAACACAAGGUCCCGAACGGGACGCACACAGGUCACGACGAAAGCGAUUAUUCGGAGGACACCGACUCGCCCAAAACACAGCACAAGCCAUUCUUCAGAAGAUUAUCAUUUAAAGGACUGAGAAAAGGGAAGGGUCUGUUUCACAAACAGCAUUCGGACGAGGUUGAACUAUCGUCUAAUUUAAACAAACAAAGUAAGACUAAGCUAGCCAAAAUAGUUGUAGAAUGUAGGAAAGAAGGUUUGGUUAAUUAUUUAACUCCUGAAAGUCUGGAGCAGCCCUCCGGCCCGCAAAAAUGGGAGAAGUGCAGACUGGCUCUAGUGAAAACUGUAGGGGGUUACAUGUUGGAAUUCUACUCCCCACCGAAAGCUCAGAAGCCCAGGAGUGGAGUGUUCUGUUUUCUCAUAUCAGAAGCGAGAGAAACUACAGCUUUAGAAAUGCCAGACCAUGAAAAUACUUUUGUAUUGAAGGCCGACAACAACAUGGAGUAUGUAAUAGAAGCUGCAGAUGUAGAUGACAUGAAGUCCUGGCUAGCCACAAUCAAGUACUGCAUGCGAUCAGCGCCAACAACGCAACCCCCACCUGACGCGCUACCCGGCCUACCUGAGCCGGCACCCCCUGAUCUGCCCCCAAGAAGAGAUCUACCUGCAAGCACUAGUAAUGUUGACUUAGCUACUGACACUCCUGAAGAGGCUGAAUUAGGUUCAAUAGCAGAAGAGGCGUGCACGGCGCGCGUGUCGCUGGCGGAGUGGCCGUGGUUCCACGGCACGCUGGCGCGCGCGGCGGCGGCGGCCUGCGUGCUGGCCGGGGGCUCCAACGCGCACGGCUGCUACCUGGUGCGCCAGUCCGAGACCAGGCAGGGCGAAUAUGUGCUCACCUUUAAUUUCCAGGGCCGCGCCAAACACCUACGCAUGACGCUCAGCGAGACCGGCCAGUGCCGGGUCCAGCAUCUCUGGUUCCCCAACGUGCACGACAUGCUGGAACACUUCCGCGCGCACCCCAUCCCGCUCGAGUCCGGCGGCGCCGCCGACGUGACGCUCACGGAGUACGUGGUCAGCGCCGUCGGCGACAACCGACAACUGGGCGUAACGCACGGGAGCGACGUGAGGAUGCGCCGCGCGGAGCUUGAAGCCCUGCUGGUCGCCAGCGGAGCGCCGCACGACCGCGCCGUCGACAACCAAUAUAGUUUCGUGUAAAAUUCGGACAGAGAAGUUAUACACCGUGUUUUUUUUAUUUGCGUUAAUUUCAAAGGGGCAUUCCUGAGCUUAAAUUAAGUAACUUUGUCAGACAUCGGUAUUCUAAUUAACAACAUUUUGGAGAUAAUUAAUAAUUUGGGGCAUUUUCUAUGAAGAAACACAUUUAUUUUUAUCUGAUAAGGCCCCUACGAGCUUGUACACUUGCCUAAGGGCCUGUUUACGUAUUGAUUAGUGUUUAGUACGAGUUUAUACAUUUGCUACUAAACGUAUUAGGUACUAUCUCGGACAAUGUUCGAAAUGACAUUGAUAUGUCACAGUUUUGAAUUGUUUGGUUGAGUUAAAAUUAAUGCCCGUGUUACAACAGUAUGCAACAUUUAAUUAC